AAAACAACUCAUCCUUUUCGCUUUUGAUUCUCUUGAUACCAAAUUUUCUUCAAAAUCUUCAUUUCAAAAUCUUCGUGUGAAUUUGAUUCCUUCUUUCAAUUGGAAUCCAUAAACCCAGAAUCUUGUUGUCAAUUCUUGGAUAAUUUACUUGUUUUGCAGCAGAACGUUUGGUUUUGGCCCCAAUUAUUGAUUCUUCUCAACAGGGUUCUGUUGAAUUUGAAUCUUUGUUGGGGUUGUGAAUUCUACGUUUCUGAGUUGAAAAGUUGAUUCCUUUUCAGUUUUUGGAUUUGGGUUUGUUUCAACUCUCUUCUGGGUCUCCAAUAGUAAUUUGUUGAAAUUGGGGUAUUUUGAUUUUUUUUUCAGGGUUUGUUUGGUUGAUCUGAAAUUUUCAAGGGUUGAAAAGUGAAAAAAAAGAAGCUGAAAAUGACAAUUGGAAGUCUUGCACCUAAGACAGAGAAGAAGAAAUCAAGAAAGAACAAAGCAGUGGUGAAUGAGAAUGCACCCUUGUUGCCUAAAAGUCAAGCCAAUGAAAGUGAUUCCGGGUUCGAUGAUUUCAACGGAGCUUCAUUUUCUGGUGCUGUUUUCAACUUGGCAACAACAAUUAUUGGUGCUGGAAUCAUGGCUUUGCCCGCAACCUUGAAACAGUUAGGAUUGAUUCCCGGUCUUCUUGGUAUACUCAUGAUGGCUUUUUUGACUGAGAAGUCAAUUGAGCUUUUGAUUAGGUUUACAAGAGCAGGAAAAUCCGUUUCAUAUGCUGGUUUGAUGGGUGAUUCAUUCGGGAAAUAUGGAAAAGCUUUGACGCAGAUUUGCGUUAUUGUUAAUAACGUCGGCGUGCUUAUUGUUUACAUGAUUAUAAUUGGUGAUGUGCUCUCUGGAACAUCUUCGAAUGUAAAACAUCACUACGGUAUCCUUGAAGGAUGGUUUGGUGUGCAUUGGUGGACUGGAAGGACAUUUAUUGUCUUUCUUACGACGGUUGCUAUAUUUGCUCCCCUCGCAUGCUUUAAGCGAAUCGAUUCGUUGAGAUUCACAUCCGCCCUUUCCGUUGCACUGGCGGCUGUUUUUCUUGUCAUUGCCGUGGGAAUUUCUGUCGUCAAGAUCAUAAGUGGAGGCAUUAGCAUGCCGAGACUCUUCCCAGUUGUUACCGAUGCAUCAUCUAUCGUUGACCUAUUCACCGUGGUUCCCGUGUUUGUGACUGCCUAUAUCUGUCAUUACAAUGUUCACAACAUUGAUAACGAACUCGAGGACAACUCACAGAUGCAAAACGUUGUACGUACGGCCCUUGGUCUAUGCUCAUCCGUGUACAUGAUGAUAAGCUUCUUCGGGUUCCUCCUCUUCGGUGAAGGAACCCUUGAUGACGUGCUUGCCAACUUCGAUACCGAUCUCGGAAUCCCUUUUGGUUCUGUGCUCAACGACGCUGUUCGUAUUAGCUACGCUGCACACCUCAUGUUUGUAUUUCCAGUUGUGUUUUUUCCGUUGCGACUCAAUAUAGACGGUCUUCUCUUCCCUUCGUCAAGACCUUUGGUUCUCGAUAACUUCAGAUUCGCAUCAAUGACUGCUUCCCUUAUUGGUGUUAUCUUCCUUGGAGCAAACUUCAUACCUAGCAUUUGGGAUGCUUUCCAGUUCACCGGAGCAACAGCCGCAGUCUGUAUAGGAUUCAUCUUUCCAGCCGCCAUCACUCUCAAGGAUCGCUACAAUAUAGCAACAAGAUCAGACAAGAUUCUAUGCGUAGUUAUGAUAGUCCUCGCUGUUGCCUCGAAUGUUGUGGCUAUAUACAGCAAUGCAUUUGGAUUGAUCACGAAGAGCAAUACUUCGCGCGAAUGAUGGUCACGGUUCUUGUCGAAAGGAACUGAAUUGGCCGAGUAAAUUCAGUUAGUCAGAAAAUCAGGGUUUUCUGAGAGAGGGUCUCAUGAGUCGUCGUCGAUUUUGAAUAAACGUAGAAGCUACUACCCUGUGUACAAAUUUGCUUCGAAAGGUGUCGAGGCCUGCUGCAACAUGUAUUCGGUUUCGUUUGUAAUUUGCGAAUUCGGUUAUAGUUAUUGUGGUUUUUCUUUUGAGUAAUAAAUACUCCUUGAUUUGUUUUAAAGAUGUAAUAGAACUUUUUGCUGGCUUCUGUAUGUAUUGUAUUGUGUUGAGUGAAGGAAUGAACUGUGUAUUCUUGAAUUGGACAAGAGAAAAUUGCUAUA
Lathyrus oleraceus (garden pea) is the source of this 2183-nucleotide messenger RNA. RefSeq names its product amino acid transporter AVT6A. NCBI's taxonomy places the organism in Eukaryota, Viridiplantae, Streptophyta, Magnoliopsida, Fabales, Fabaceae. Gene Ontology annotation, molecular function: L-amino acid transmembrane transporter activity. The coding region runs from base 424 to 1821 and encodes 465 amino acids. The record is from RefSeq and is a predicted model, not a curated record. The transcript has 6 exons. Gene Ontology annotation, biological process: amino acid transmembrane transport. Gene Ontology annotation, cellular component: membrane.